Lecanosticta acicola is the source of this 1149-nucleotide messenger RNA. Lineage: Eukaryota; Fungi; Ascomycota; Dothideomycetes; Mycosphaerellales; Mycosphaerellaceae. The record is from the annotation of a GenBank genome assembly.
AUGCCGUACGCGCUGCGCUCCUCCACCACCAAUCGCGCGAGCCAGACGAACACGGCAAGCGCCAAUGCCUCCGAUCAGCUCCUACAAGCCGCGGGAGUGAAGAAGAAGCGUGCUGCCAACAAGAAGAAGAAGCUGGGAAAGGCUAUGGCCAAGAAAGCGGUUCCUCAGGCGCGCGAUGAUAGGGAAGCUGAGGAUGAGGACAUUGGCGACAACAUCAUUGUUCUUCCCCGUGGCGGUGCAGCCGCAGCGCGGUACGAGCGGGCGGGAUCGACAUUGCCUUUACGCACCAACAUGGACAACGAGGACCAGCUGGGAGCGGCCACGGAGGGGGAUGAGGAUGACGAGAUCGUUGUACGUCCCCGCGGAGCUGCCAUGGCUGUUAUGGCGGAAGCACGCCAAGAGGAGGCAGCGUCACCAGCGGCAUCACCGUCUGACAUGGCCACGAACAUGGAGGACCAGGUGGGAGCGGCCACGGAAGAGGAUGACGAUGACGAGAUCGUUGUUCUUCCCCGCGGAGCUGCCAUGGCUGUUAUGGCGGAAGCACGCCAAGAGGAGGCAGAGUCACCAUCGGCAUUACCAUCUGACAUGGACACGAACAAGGACGAACAAAGGGAUGCGGACAUGGAUGAGGAUGAAGACGAGGAGAUCGUGGGAACUAUUCGCGGAGCUGCGCUUGCGGCCACAGUGGAAGCAUUUCAAGAUCAGGUACCGUCUCCAUCACCAUUCGACAUGGACAUGGACAUGGACAUGGACGAGGAAGAUCCAAUGGCAGCGGUCGCGGAGGCGGCGAGGGAGCGCAAUCCAACUCCGGAAGCCGCUUCUGCAGCUGUACCAGCAUCACCACCACCGCCAGCACGUACUCCGCGAUCCCACCGCGAGCUGACAGAAUGCGGCGUCUGCUUCGAGCCCAGGGGCACCACCGCCAUGGCCGAAGAGGUCUGCCUGCGGUGCAACUUCACGGUCCAUUCCCUCUGUCAGAGCAGAGCACUGGAUGCGGACCACUUCUUCGGGCGGAUGCCCAGAUGUUUGAAUUGGUAUGUCCACAGACACCCUUUCCGACGUUUCCUCCUUGUUCGAACACUGAUGCAUACCUCCUUGUGCAGUAUUGAGCCAUGGAUCGGUUCCAGGCCAGUCGUUGCUCUGGAAUGA